Messenger RNA from Nelumbo nucifera (sacred lotus), 4468 nucleotides. Its product is annotated as disease resistance protein At4g27190-like. Gene Ontology annotation, molecular function: protein kinase activity; protein binding; ADP binding. The record is from RefSeq and is a predicted model, not a curated record. Gene Ontology annotation, biological process: protein phosphorylation. Lineage: Eukaryota; Viridiplantae; Streptophyta; Magnoliopsida; Proteales; Nelumbonaceae.
GAGAUAAUUUAAAAAAUUUGGCCUUGAAAAUACCGCAUUUUGCAGUUAUUUGCAUUCUUCCGAAAAAAGUUCCAGCGACGACCUAGAGUCUCGAACGACAGCGUCUGGGCUCUUCCAACCUCCAAAUACAAAAUCUACCCAAUUUAUUUUACUUCUCAACCGUUCUUCAGUAUUUGCUUGGUUGUUUGAUUUGAUUUAGUGUUUCAGCCGAUCCACCUUAGGUACAAACCUUGAAGCAACAUGGUCAUGAUGAAACAGGGAUGUCUGGAUUUGAAGAAAGUCUUCAAAUUCCAUUCAGAUGAAUAUGCACCAAUGAAAUCCUACUCAGACGAAGAUGGACCAACGAAAGGCUAUUUGUUCUCUUUCAAAACCCUUGCUGCUGCCACCAGAAAUUUCCAAAAUUGCAUCGGUAGGGGCGGCCUUAGCUCGACCUACCGGGGAAGAUUGGGAUAUGGGAUGGAGAUCGCAGUAACGAAGGUGUCGUACAAAUUAAAUCGAGAAGAGGAGCUCCUCCUGAAGCGGCUUCCACUGUUGCAGCAUAGGAACGUCGUGAAGCACUUGGGGUACUGCAUCCACGGCGGAGAGGUGUUCCUCGUCUGCGAGUUCCUCCAUCAAGGGAGCCUCUCCAAUUUCUUGUUCACGAAGAAUAAAAUGGGGCUUGAUUGGAAAAGGAGGUUCGACAUUAUUUCUGGGGUAGCUCGGGGCCUGCUCUAUAUUCAUGAGGAUUUUCACACUCCCAUUAUCCACCGCGACAUCAAACUUAGUAAUAUCCUCUUGGAUAAGAACUGGGUCCCUAAGAUUGCAGGUUUCGACCUUCAGAUCUUCUUAUUGGAAGAUGAGACUGGGGUAGCUCCGGUUGCUGGCACACUCGGGUACAUAGCUCCCGAAUACGUUAUGACAGGAAGAAUAUCGGUGAAGUGUGACGUAUUCAGCUUUGGAGUGGUGGUGCUAGAGUUGAUCAGCGGCCAAAAGAACCUUGAUUUAUAUCGCCGAGAUGCCUAUACGCAUACGCUUCGCGAUUGGGCAUAUGAGCUCUACAAGAAAAAUCGAAUCUUAGAGUUCACGGACCCAACAUUAGAACCCUAUCCAGCCAUAGAACAAAUUGAGAUGUGCAUCAAGAUAGGGUUAUUGUGCACUCAAGAUGACCCUAGUUUACGGCCUACCAUGCUCGACGUGGUGGUAAUGCUAUCAAAGAAGCCCGACACAACACUUCAAGAGCCCACGGAAUCCAGAUAUAGAAGAAUUAGCGAGAUUGCUUCCUUAGCAUCAUCCUCUCAUUCCUUUGUCUGCACCAUAGAUGCACAAGAGAUAGACACAGUGAAGGAAGCCGAAUUCAGAUUGAAGGAACCGGAAUCAGUUUUAGCAAAAUCAGAUCCGCUUUCAAUAGUAGGGUCCCAAUACCCACAGGAAGGCAAAUGGAAACGGCUAAUAGGGAUAGAUUCUGAGGCAGAGGGUAUGUCAAUCAAUGCUGGACCAAGCGAAGAUCAGAAAAUGGUUGAACAAAUACAGUGGAGAGGUGAAACGGCAGAAUCCAUUCCACAUGCUUUUGGGGUUGGAGACCAGCCUUCACAGGCGGGAGAAGAGAUGGAGAACAAGUUGCUAAAUUUGGCAGAAUCCGAAAUCAGAAUAUCUCUGCCAACUGAGCCUCAAAGAAUAAUUAUUCCAAGAUCAGAAGGUAAGCCAAUAGAACGCAAUUUAACCAAAAUUUUGGAAUGCCUAAGGGAUGCCAAUACCAGGAAGAUUGCUAUUCUGGGGAAAAGUGGGAUAGGGAAGACUACUUUGUUGAGAGCUUUGAAGGAUAUGCCAGAAAUAAAAAGCAUGUUUGACAUUAUUAUCUGGGUCACUGUUGCAAGAGAUUUUAGCUCACAGAAGUUGGAUGAUAAGAUUGCACAACAACUAUUACCGUAUGUGCAUGGCACUAUGUAUGAUGAAGUUGCACCACGGUUUUUACCAGAUUUAUCUAGCACUGUGUCUUCUCAAAGAAUUUCAACUAAGAUGUUUGAAUUGUUAAAUGGAAAGAAGUUCUUGGUGCUUCUGGAUGACGUUCUAUGGAAGCUCAAUAUGCAGAUCCCAUACCAGUACCUCCUCAAUGGUAGCAAGAUAAUUAUCUCUACUGAAUUUCCGGAUGUUUGUGGGAGCAUGGCAACAGAUUUGAUAAUUGAAUUGGAUUCUCUCUCCAGGGAAGAGGCUUGGGAGGUGUUCUGUGAGAAGAUGGGUGAAAUGGUUGCGUCUCCAAAUAUUCACCCAUUUGCUACAACUAUGGUCAAAAUGUGUGGGGGUUUGCCAUUGCUGAUCAAUUUGAUAGGUGGAGCCUUGAAAAACAAUAACAAUGUUGAAGUGUGGAUGCAUGCAUUAUCGCAGCUGCAGUCAAGCGCUACCACUGAGAUACAAGGCCAUACUUUUGUUUCUAAAGUAUUAAAAUAUGCUUAUGACCAACUUGAUGAUAACAAAAAGAGUUGCUUCCUAUCAUGUGCAAUUUAUGCCCCAGGCCAGAAGAUCUACGUAGAUGAGUUGAUAGAACGAUGGAUUUCUGAGGGUUUUAUAAUUGGAAACUUCACUAAUGCACGUCACAAGGGGCUUGAUAUACUAAAGGAUCUUGUGGAGGCCUCUUUGUUGGUGUUUGUUGAUGAUAAGAUAUCUGUUGAGAUGCAUGAUAUUGUUUGGAAUCAAGCUAUACAGAUCAUGUAUAAUGAGGGCAGAGAAAUCUUUCUUCGGAGAGACCCAAAAAGAAUCACACAUCCAUUAUUAGAAUGUAAGGGCUUGUUGUCAAGAAUCGGUAUAGGAGUUACAGAGCCACCAGAGGAGGAGUGGGAAAAAUCUGAGUGGAUCUUCUUGAUGGAUAAUCAAGUAUCCAUGCUACCUGAGAGGCCAAGGUGUCCCAGGCUAUUGUUGUUAUUCCUACAAAGAAAUAACCGUUUGAGAAUGAUACCAAUAUCAUUCUUUGACCACAUGUCUUCCCUCCAAAUCCUGAAUCUGUCCAAUACCAGAAUUAAGACCUUACCACCUUCAAUUUCCAAGCUUGUGAACCUUCAAGAACUCAUUCUAUGUGAUUGUGAACGUUUAGUUGUGCUCCCAUCUGAAGUUGGACAACUUAGGCAACUUAAGGUUCUUGAUCUCCAAGGCACUCAUAUUGAAAGUCUGCCUAAUGAGAUUGGGGAGUUGACUUGUCUCCAGUACUUACAAGUUUCAUUUUGUGUUGAUUCUAACUACAGUAAAAAUCUGGAUGUAUCCCCUCAAAUGAUUCCACGUGGAAUAAUAUCAAGGCUCCUUCUAUUAAAAGACUUGAGCAUAGCUGUAGAUGCAGAGGAUUUGCGGUGGAAUAGAAGUGUGGAGGAAGUCACAAAGGAAAUGUCUAGUUUGAAUGAGUUAACUCAUCUUCAAUUUUACUUUCCGGAUGUAAAACUUCUGAAGUGCUUUAUGCAACUAAACCAGUCAUGGAAACAUCAAUGGUUGAGAAAGUUCAAUUUUAUUGUUGGAGAGGAUGUUAAACGCAUCAUACGUCGGGUCCCAGUUGACAUUGAAUUCAAAUAUCAACAGCAAGACCGGUGUUUAAGAUUUGUGAAUGGUGAAAGUGAAACUUUUCCGUAUGAGAUCUUGCAAGUCCUUUCUCGUUCCACUGCAUUCUAUUUAGAUCAUCAUCUGAAUGUUCAAAGCUUAUCAGAAUUCAAAGUUCAAAAUUUGAAUUACUUACAAUGUUGUAUAUUAAGUGAAUGUCCACAGAUUGAGACAAUUUUGGAUACAACAGAGGCUAUUAGAGAAAGUGCAUUACCAGUGCUAAAGUGCUUGUGUAUUCAUAAUAUGUGGAAUUUGACUAGUAUUUGUAAAGGAAUUGUGCCACAUGGAAGUUUUGCUCAGCUAAAACAUUUGGCUUUGCAUUCUUGCCCCAAGUUGUGUUACAUUUUUGGGUCAUCUAUCCUUCAACAUCUCUCUAAUUUAGAGCAGUUGGUUGUUGAAGAUUGUGCUGUAGUCAAAGAGAUAAUAACUGAAGAGGAGAUAGUCAAUUGUGAUACAAUUCUACUUCCAAGGUUGAAGAGAUUAUCACUUCAUUACCUACCUGAACUGGUUAGCAUUUGCCAAGGCACUUUGCACUCGUUAGAGCAAAUCAGUUUUUAUUAUUGUCCAAAAUUUAGGAAUCUUUCUGCGGGUAUUCACUUCACAGAUACCAUAAAGGAGAUUAAAGGAGAGAAGGCUUGGUGGGAUGCAUUACAUUGGGAAGAAACUGCACCUUUUUCACGACUCCAACCCUUUUUCAUUCCGAUAUGUGCUGACGAUGUUUAGUCUAAGUGAAUUUCUUCAUGUUUUCUUUUUUUUUCUUUUCCCUCUUUUGUUCAUAUUGUUAGAAUAAUCAUUAUCCUUUUUUCCUCGUCAAUGUAUUUUUUUCUUUAUUCUUUUAUCUAAGAGUAAUCUCUUAGACAUGAAAAAGCUAUUCAGGAUGAAUAUUGGCUCUUGUCCAAUUCUUUUACUUUAA